Messenger RNA from Arvicanthis niloticus (Nile rat), 2474 nucleotides. RefSeq names its product diamine oxidase [copper-containing]-like. Gene Ontology annotation, molecular function: primary methylamine oxidase activity; diamine oxidase activity; quinone binding. Gene Ontology annotation, cellular component: plasma membrane. Gene Ontology annotation, biological process: response to antibiotic; amine metabolic process. Lineage: Eukaryota; Metazoa; Chordata; Mammalia; Rodentia; Muridae. The record is from RefSeq and is a predicted model, not a curated record.
AAGACGCACACACCAGGACCUAGACAGUGCUGAGGUCUGUAAGAGGGGACCCAGAGACUUCAGCUGACUUCACUGGGAAGAAGGAAGACGUCCACUCAGUAGGAGACAAACAAGGCUGAAGGUCAGGGCACUGUGAGGGGCAAGCUUGGAGAAGGAGAUACUUCAGUCUUUUCUCCUGUGCUCUGUUCCAGAGCCAUGACACGAAAGAGCCUGACACUGGGCUGGGUGACUGCCAUCUUGCUGCUACAGAUGACCACCGCAAAACGCCCCAGGUGGACUCUGAAUGGCAAGCCCCAGGUAUUCUCGGACCUGAGUGUUUAUGAGAUCAAGAUUGUGCAGGACUUCCUGAUGAACAGAAAGGAGCUGCAGCUGCAGCCAGCCAAGACACCAACUUUGGGCAAGAACUCAGUAUACCUCAUAGAAAUGCUGCUGCCGGAUAAGGAGGAUGUGCUGGAUUUUCUGGACAAAGGAAAAAGGAUUCCUGUGCGGGAAGCCCGUGUUGUCAUCUUCUUUGGUGCUCAGGAGCACCCUAAAGUCACUGAGUUUGCUGUAGGGCCCCUGCCAUCGCCAAUCUACAUGCGAGAAAUAUCUCCUGGGCCUGGGCACAGUCCAUCCUGGGCAUCUAGACCCAUUUCCAAAGCAGAGUACAGUCUUAUCUACCAUAUCCUGAAGGAGGCCACGAAGCCUCUGCGUCAGUUCUUCCUUGACACCACUGACUACUCACUCGAAGAUGAGCACGGUCUGACCUUCACAUACAUGGUCCCCCAUGGCACAAAGUCUGACCAGCGCUGCAGCUGGUUCAUAUUGCAACGAUAUAUGGCAAGCCAAGUCCUGCAGCCCACAGGUCUGGAGAUCCUUCUGGAUCAUGGGAGCACAGAUGUCCAGCACUGGAAAGUGAAGCAGCUCUGGUAUAACGGCAAGUUCUACAACAGCCCAGAGGAAUUGGCUCAGAAAUAUGCAGACGGAGAAGUGAGUAUAAUGGUCCUUAUGGAGUCAGUUGACAAGGACACAGAGCAGCCCCUAGUCUUCUCUUCCUUCAAUACCCCAGAGGAAUUCCCCACUACCAUCAGCAUGGCUAGACCCAGAGCGUCUGAGCCCCAUGUUCCUGGCUAUAACGUAGAGGACAACACGGUGUUCUACAGAGACUGGAUCUUCUCCUUCCGGCUAAGACCCUCCUCUGGCCUGCAGAUCCUGAACGUGCACUUCCAGGGUGUGCGUAUUGCAUAUGAAGUCAGUGUACAAGAGGCUGUGGCACAGUUUGGAGGACAUAUAUCUGCAGGCACUCAGACCAAGUACAUGGAUGUGGGAUGGGGCCCUGGCAAUGUCACUCGUCAGUUAGCCGCUGGCAUUGAUUGUCCGGACACAGCCACCUUCCUGGAAGUCAUUCACCACUACGACACCGACGAACCAGUCUCCUAUCCACAAGCUCUCUGUCUCUUUGAGAUGCCAGCAGAAAUGCCAUUUAGGUACCACUUUAACUCGAACUUUAGAAAAGGCUUCAACUCCAGUGCUGGGACAAAUGGACACAUGCUGGUGGUACGGACAAUCUCAACAGUCCACCACUAUGACUACAUUUGGGACUUCGUUUUCUACCCUAAUGGGGCAAUGAAGGCAAAUAUACAAGCCACUGGCUUGGUCCAUGCCACCUUCUACCAGCCCGAGGAGUUGCGCUACGUCUCUCAAUCACACACCCAUGUAUUCAGCAACAUCCACACCCACCUAGUACAUUACCGUGUUGACCUGGAUGUAGCAGGCAUCAAGAACAGUUUCCAGACACUGCACAUCGUUGGGGAAAACAUCACCAACUCUAAGGACCUAAGCCAUCAUGUACUUGGAAAUACCCUAAAGCAAACAAAUUACACCCAGGAGCACCAAGCGGCCUUCCACUUUGGAAAACCGCUUCCCAACUACCUAAUCUUUAGCAACCUCCAUAUGACCCAUUUGGGCCACAGGAGCAGGUACCGCCUGCAGAUCUACUCCAAAAUUCAUCAGGUGCGACUUCCAGACUGGGAGAAGAAGCGAGGCGUCUCCUGGACCAAGUACCCCUUGGCUGUGACUGAGUACCAGGAUUCUGAGAAGUGCAGCAGCAGCAUCUACAGCCAAAAUAAUCCUUGGAAUCCCCCCAUGGUCUUCGAGGAUUUUAUUCAGAAUGAUACAAACAUUGAAGAUAAGGAUUUGGUGGCCUGGGUCACAGUGGGCUUCCGCAACAUCCCCCAUUCUGAGGACAGUGCCAACAUGACCACACCUAAGAGCUCUGUGGGCUUUGUGCUCCGGCCCUUCAACCUCCGAGGCUUCUAGAGACAUAACUACAAUGACAUCAGGCACUGUAUCCCUGGAGAUAAAGCUUGUCUGAUGCUCCCUCCUUUCAAACACAAUAGGACCUACAACCCUGUGUGAAGAACCCUGCCCCAGCUCCUGCCUAAAAGCCCCAGAUCGGCACAAGAGUAGACAAUAAACCCUUCCACUUCCACUCU